AUGUCGGAUGGUGGCGGUGAACAAAUUCAAGAGGUACAAAAUCUUAUUGAACUAGAGGAAGAAGAAGAAAAAGAAGUUAAACCAAAAUUAGAGCUACCAUUCCCUUUCGAAAAAGAACUUUAUGAUAAACAAUGUAAAAGAAUUUUUAUCGUAGAAAAAUUCGUGCCUACAGAAAGGGAAAGUCAUAAUAUUGGAUGGCCGUCAUUGGAUGCACAAUAUUUAAAUAAAAAUGUAAACAGAAUAUUAGCACCAAAAUUACGUUGUGACUUAACAGUUUUUGGUGAAGCGUUAGGAAAAGAAAGGGUAACUGAACGUCCUGAAUUUUCAGGUGAAAAAUUUUUCCUAAGAUAA
Molecule: messenger RNA, 351 nt
Organism: Condylostylus longicornis
Lineage: Eukaryota; Metazoa; Arthropoda; Insecta; Diptera; Dolichopodidae
Exons: 2
Coding region: 1-351 (116 amino acids)
Source: RefSeq, a predicted model, not a curated record